This is a messenger RNA of Quercus robur (English oak), 4927 nucleotides long. RefSeq names its product putative disease resistance protein RGA1. The transcript has 3 exons. The record is from RefSeq and is a predicted model, not a curated record. NCBI's taxonomy places the organism in Eukaryota, Viridiplantae, Streptophyta, Magnoliopsida, Fagales, Fagaceae. Gene Ontology annotation, molecular function: protein binding. The coding region runs from base 1636 to 2544 and encodes 302 amino acids.
UCAUCUAAUAAUCCUGUAAGAAAAACAAUGGCUGAAGGAGCUUUGUUCCACCUUGCAGAAAAAGUCCUUGAACUGCUGCGUUCCUUAACCCUCCAAGAGGUCAAACUGGCCUCUAGUGUCAAAACAGAGAUUGAAAAACUAACAAACACAGUUUCCACAAUCCAAGCAGUGAUUCUAGAUGCAGAAAAGCAGAGUUCUCAAGACCAUCAGAUCAAAGAUUGGCUCAAAAAGCUUAAGGAUGUUCUCCAUGAUGCAGAUGACUUGCUGGAUGAUUUCUCCACUGAUGUUUUGCGACAGAUAGUGAUGACAAAGAAGGUACGCAUUUUCUGUUCAAGUUCUAACCGGCUUACUUUUAGUCCUAAGAUGGGUCAUGAAAUAAAAGCAAUUAGGGAGAGUCUAAAUGCCAUUGCAGAAGUUAAGGAGGAUUUUCAUUUUAGUCAAAACUUCGUUGAGCCACAAGUCAUGAACAGGGAAAGGAGAACUUAUUCUUUUGUAUUUGAAGAAGUUGUUGGGAGAGAGAAUGAUAAGGAAGUGAUUAUAGAACGUCUUUUUAAUGAUAAUGUUGUAGAGAAUAUUUCUAUCUUUCCAAUAGUUGGCAUUGGAGGAUUGGGGAAGAUAAGUAGACAACUUUAGCUCAGCUAGUAUAUAGUGAUGAAAAUGUGGACAAAAAUUUUGAGCUAAAGCUAUGGAUUUGUAUCUCUGAUAUCUUUGAUGUAAAACGAAUUGUUAAAGAAAGUUUAGAACAGUUGACAAAGAGGAAGCAUGAAGGAAGCCUUGAGAUCUUGGAAAAACAGUUUUGAGAAGGAUUCAAUGGAAAAAAAAAAAAAUACUUGCUUGUCUUGGACAAAUUGUGGAUUGAGGAUAAAAAGAAAUGGCUUCUCUUGAGAAAUUUGCUAAUGGUUGGUGCAAGGGGAAGUAGGAUAAUUGUGACCACACGCUCAAAAAGGGUAGCAUGGAUAAUAGGGUCAAUUUCAUGGUAUGCUCUAAAAGGCCUACCUAUAGAAAAGAGUUGGAGCUUGUUUGUAAAAAUGGCAUUUGAACAAGGCCAACUGCUAGAACACCAAGCCUUUAUAAGCAUAGGAAAAGAGAUUGUGGAAAAGUGUGGUGGGGUACCUCUCAUCGUAAGGACAAUAGCAAGCUUGCUACGUUCCAAACCUUCAGAAAAUGAAUGGCAAUUCUACAAAAAACUAUGAACUCUCAAAAAUAACACAACAAGAAGAAUAUGAUAUUUCAUUAACACUUAAGUUGAGUUAUGAUCAUCUACCAUCACACUUAAAACAAUGAUUUGCUUAUUGUAAAUUGUUUCCAAAAGAUUCCGAAAUUGAUGUAAAAACACUUAUUCAUCUUUGGGCAGCACAAGGUUUUAUUAAAUUAUCAAAUUCAAAGCAACGUAUUGAGGAUGUUGGCAAAGAGUAUUUUAUGGUAUUACUUUGGAGGUCUUUUUUUCAAGAUGUAAUAAAAGAUGAAUUGGGCAAUAUAGUAUUUUGCAAAAUGCACGAUCUCAUGCAUGAUCUAGCAAAUCUUGUGGUUGGGGCAGAAAGUACCAUGUUAACUUUAAGUGAGGAAAAUAUUGAUAAAAAUCUUCGUCAUGUAUCAUUUGAUCUUAGGUAUUAAUUGAGGCAAUUCCCAAUCCCCAUGGUUAAAGGAAUGAAAAUACGAACAAUUCUUGGAGCUAGUGUAGGGCAAGAGUUGGGUAAAUUAACUUGUGAUGCACUCAUUUCAAAUCUCAAUUAUUUACGCACAUUAGAUUUGAGUAAAUUAAAGCUAUGUAUAGUGCCAAAUUCAAUUGGAGAAUUAAAACAUUUACGAUAUCUUGAUCUUUCUGAAAAUGAAGAUAUUGAAUUUCUCCCUAAUUCCAUUACUAAACUGUUGAAUUUGCAAACAUUAAAACUCAAGUACUGUAAGUCGCUUAGAGAAUUACUGAGGGAAAUUAAAAAUUUUGUCAAUCUUAGGCAUCUAGAUAUUUUUGAAUGUCAAAGACUGACUCAUAUACCCCUUGGACUUGAACUUUGUACUUCUCUUGAGAUACUAUCACUUUUUGUUGUAAGCAAGGCUGAGUGUAGUGGUGGAUUGAGUGAAUUGAAGGAGUUAAGUAAUUUGGGAGGAAGCCUAAGUAUUAACAAUUUGGGACAUGGAAAAGAUGACAUGCUGGAGCUGGAAUGUAAAGCUGCAAAACUGAAGGAGAAACAACAACUUCAACAAUUGAAAUUAUGGUGGGACUCAAGCUGGGCCGAAAAUAAUGUAAGUUAUGAUGAAAUGUCACUAGAAAAGCUCCAACCACAUCCAAAUCUUAAAGCUUUGAAGUUGUGGUUUUAUAUGGGUGUGAUAAUUCCAAGUUGGGUUUCUUCGCUCACUAAUAUUGUCGAUUUGGAAUUCUAUAGAAACAGAAACUUGCAACACCUCCCACCAUUAAAUCAACUACCUUUUCUAAAGUCCGUCAUCCUUAAGUAUAUGGAAGCACUUGAAUACAUAUCAAAAGAUUCCAUUCGUAAAGCACUUGGUUCCUCAAAAACAACAUUCUUCCAUCCUUAUCUUCUCUCAUAAUGUAUGAAUGCCCAAAUUUGAAGGGUUGUGGAGGAAAGUUGAUGGUAAUGAGCCAGGCCAUCUUUUACUACCCUCAUUUCCUCGUCUUUCUUUUUUAAAGAUUACCGAAUGCCCUCACAUGUGUUCUGUAAGGUUGAAUUUAAUUAACCAUCUUAUUGGUUUUAUUCUGUGCCAAAUUUGCUUGUAUUUCAGCAUUUAGUAACCCUGUAUUUAGGUGGGUUUUGUUGUAAGGGUAGUGAGUGAAAUAGAGUGUUGAAUGCUCAAGAGUGUGCAAGAAAACAGAGACUCGCGGCUUGAUCUCGUGGGUGACUCGCGGCUUCAAGCCGCCAGAUGCAGCACACGUGCCAAGCAUGCCAGAAGGUGAACAGUCAUGCUAGCCGGAGCACUACAGGACAAAACAGGACAACUGGCCAUACGGUUAUCUCGCGACUGGAUCUCUGACUCAGUCAAGUCACGAGGCCAAGCCGUGAGCCAUCCCUGUUUUGAAAAACCUGACGUUUCACAUUCUCCUCUCACCCCAGUAUAAAUACCCCUUAUACCCACAUAUGAAAGAGAGCUUCCAGAGAGAAUUUUGAGAGAGAAACCCUAGAGUAAAACAAGAUUUAUUCAUCUACAAUCUUUACAUAAGAGUCUCUUCAAAUUCCUCAACUCUCUUCUUCUCCAUUGUCAAACCCUUGAGAGGCAUUUUACCAAAACCUUGUUCUCACCAUAUUCAUUACUGUGAGAGGGCUGUUUGGUGUUCUGGGAAGCAGUUAGGAAGAAAACAAUCUACAUUGGUUGAUACUAUGGUCAAGUAGCGGAAUCCGGGAAGUUAGAAAAGAAAAAGGUUCGGCGCAACCUCGUUGGAGCAAGAAGCUUGGAGGGCGACGGAGAGAUUUUACGUCGAGGGCUUUGGUUUCCUCUUCGAUAACACAUCGCGUGUUGUCUUUGUUUUUGCAUCUUCCUUUCCUUUUAUCUUUGCCUUUUAUUAUCUGUUGUGGGUUAUGAUUUUAAUUUGGCUUAAAUAGUUUCUCCAAUUCUAUAUUAUAGCUUUUGUUCAUUUUCCGCACACUAGUUGUUUGACAUAAAGCUUGAAUUGGUUAAUUUGUAAAUUGGGGGUCUAAACCUUCAAGAGUGUUUUUACACUAUUUGAACUUUCAUAUUCCAUGCCCCUGUUUCCAUAUCUCAAAGAAGGGCUUGUAUUAGAUACAACUAGCUUGAAGGCAUUUCAGCAGACAAUGAAUAUGGGAGCAACACAGAGUCCAUCAAGAACAGCAACGACAUCAACAGCCGCAACAUUAGAAGAGGUUAACGAUUUAGAAUCUCUUCUAGAGGAGAAGUGUUUAGAAACCUCGUUUCUCUCCGAAAACUCUUCAUUUACAACUGUAAUGGACUCAGGUCUCUCCCUUGUAAAGGUAUUCAACAUCUCACCUCACUUCAAGAGAUGGAAAUCAUGUACUGCAAUGAGCUUGCGCUACUAAACGAUGAAGAUGAUGGCAUGCAAUGGCAAGGCCUUAGGAGCCUCCGUUUUCUUCAUUUAGAGAGAAUUCCAAAAUUUGUGUCUCUGCCAAAUGGGCUUCAACAUGUUACCACUCUAAAAUAUCUCAAAAUUAUUAAUUGUCCUAAUUUGAUGGCUUUACCAGCAUGGAUAGGCAACCUCACAUCACUAACAAAAGUUGAAAUUGACAAAUGUCCGGAAUUAACAUCACUGCCUCAAGGGAUUCACAAUCUCACUGUCUUACAAGAAAUAAUAAUUACUGAGUGUCCCCUCUUACAACAAAGAUGCCAGAGGCAAACGGGAGAAGAUUGGCCCAACAUUGCUCAUGUCCCAUAUGUGUAUGUGGAUAAUAAAGCAACACAAAACUUCUUAAGGAACUUUUUAUUUUCCAAUGGUUGAAUCUUUUGGACCUAGUUGCACCUUCUACUGCUGCAGCCUCUACCUCAUCUCCAAAUACAUCAGAGUCUCUGAUGCUUCAAUUUUUAUGUGGCUGGUUCUUAACAUUUGGUUGUGCUGUCUCUACGAAAAUUGGGCAACAAUGCAAAGGGGGCCAGCACACACAGGGUAUGGAGGAUUGUGUGAUGGAUGAAUGAAGUGUAUAAAGUUUUUAGGCCAAAGAGAAGCAGUUUGAUUAAAUGUCCCAAAAGUGGAGUAAUUUGCUGCAAAGUGAUGCAGAGGUAAAAGAAAAUUCUGGCCAUUUAAUUAUUCUUACCUUAUCAUUUUUGUGCUAAUUGCCAAAAGAUUAUGUAGGAACCAAUAUCAACAAUUUUCCUCUAGAUCAUCUAGAUAGUGAAUUAAAUACAAUAUGCCUCUCAUGAAUCUAUUUCUGAUGGACGUAAGACAAAAUAGAUUCUUGUUCUUCAAUUGUUUUCCUUGUUGUAAGACUGUUGCAUUGUAGGGAAGAUA